GUGGGGUUUUCUUCUGAAGUGAGCACUUGACUUCGUGCCUGCAUCUAGCUCAGCACAAAGAACAUAGGGACUCUGUUAGACCUGAAGGCAGAUGGCCCAUCUUCAGUCUAAUAAGGAUCUUAUUUCUACGGGAAUGAAGGAAUUUAAUGUUCUGCUGAAUCAGCAGGUCUUUAAUGAUCCUCUUAUUUCUGAAGAAGACAUGAUGACUGUGGUGGAUGACUGGGUGAACUUCUAUGUCAGCUAUUACAAGCAGCAUAUGAAAGGGGAGCAGCAAGAACAAGUUGGGGCUCUGCAGGAACUCCAGCAACAGUUGGACAUUCUGGCAAAAUCUUUUCUGGUUAAAUAUAAGGACUUCCUGAAAUCCCAGGAGCACCCAAACCAUAAGCUUCCUUCCUUCUAGCCCAGAGAUCCAGGCCUUCAUCUUCAAGAAGCCCUUAAAUUCUGGCUUUGUAGAUCAUGUACUCAGGAUGUGCUUCUUCAUGAUACCCCAAUAAAUACCAGUACUGGUUUUGCUGGA
Messenger RNA from Marmota monax (woodchuck), 517 nucleotides. It is a transcript of the gene Ahsp, whose product is annotated as alpha hemoglobin stabilizing protein. The transcript has 3 exons. Gene Ontology annotation, cellular component: cytoplasm. The record is from RefSeq and is a predicted model, not a curated record. Gene Ontology annotation, molecular function: hemoglobin binding. Bases 92 to 400 code for a protein of 102 amino acids. NCBI's taxonomy places the organism in Eukaryota, Metazoa, Chordata, Mammalia, Rodentia, Sciuridae. Gene Ontology annotation, biological process: protein folding; protein stabilization; erythrocyte differentiation.